Lotus japonicus is the source of this 780-nucleotide messenger RNA. RefSeq lists its product as uncharacterized. The record is from RefSeq and is a predicted model, not a curated record. The transcript has a single exon. Bases 1 to 780 code for a protein of 259 amino acids. Lineage: Eukaryota; Viridiplantae; Streptophyta; Magnoliopsida; Fabales; Fabaceae.
AUGACUGAUGGAUGGACGGAUAGAAGGAGGAGAUCUAUACUUAUAUUUCUAGUAAAUAGUCCUAAGGGAACAAUUUUUUUGAAGUCCAUUGAUGCAUCCAGCAUAUGCAAGACAACUAAUAAAAAAUUUCAAAUGGUGAAUGAUGUUGUUGAGGAAGUUGGUGAGGAAAAUGUGAUUCAGAUUGUCACAGGCAAUGUUGCAAACUACAAGGCAGCUGGUGAUUUGUUGUUGCAGAAGAGGAAGAGGGUUUAUUGGACACCUUGUGCAGCUCAUUGCAUAGACCUAAUGCUAGAGGACUUUGAGAAGAAGAUACCCCUUCACAAAGAGACAAUUGCACGUGGUAAGAAAAUAACCAAUUUCAUUUAUGCCAGUGUUGGUCUUAUAAUUCUAUUGCAUCACUUUACUAAAGGUGGUGAUUUGAUUAGACUCGGGGCUACACGCUUUGCUACUUCUUACUUGACAUUGGGACGCUUGCAAGAAAAUAAAAGUGCAUUGUGGAAAAUGUUUAAUUCUGAAGAAUGGAUAGGUAGUUGGUUUGCAAAGACUAAAGAUGAGGAAUAUAUUGAAGAAUUAGUUACUGAUAAGGGGUUUUGGAAAGAUACAUUGAAUUGUUUGAGGGAUGAUUAUCCACUUAUAAAAGUGUUGCGCAUAGUAAAUUCAAAUCAGAAGCCAUCCAUGAGAUACAUUUAUGAAGAAAUGGAUAAGUGUAAGGAGACGAUUAUAUCUAACUUCAAUGGUGUUUUGAGAAGGUACAUCCUACAUGACAUUCAUUUUGCUUAA